CCCCCUCUAUAAAUUCAGCCUCCUCUCAUUGACCUUCAAUUAAUCACCAAAUAAAUGGGAAUUUGUACUUGCGGAAAAAAAACAUCCUUGUUUUGCUUUACCCAUAUCAAGGUGAUUUGCGACGACUGUAUUCUAGAACACCCAAUCUGUCAUGUAGGCGCUUAUCUAGAUUGGUUGGCACUUUCAGAAUGUAUUCAACCCACAUGCGCGGUCUGCUCGGAGUAUCUGAAUGAAGAUGAUCAAACUAUUCGUUUAAAGUGUCAUGAUAUUGAACAUGUUCGGUGUCUAGAAAAAGUCCUGAACGAACAGGCAACUCACGAGACAAAUACAGUUCUCUGCCCUUCCUGUUCAGCAAGCAUUCUACCUAAUCCAAGCGAUCAUUCAAAACUAGCAGCCGUUAUCAGAGAAAGCCUGUGUAGGCUCGGACAUCUUCCAGAGAAUUUGUCUCACGCCCAAAGUCUAGUCAGGCCAGAAGAUGUUCCUAGUGUUAGAGUCAAUGUAAAAGGCACUACAGAAUCCUUGCAAGCAAGAGACGAUCAGCUGAGCCAUCAAUCUGAAGAUGUGCCGAGCUACUGGAAGUAUUUUGAAUCCAGAACUUCUAGAAAGCCAGAGUCCAGUCGAUAUGUAAGCUAUUCAUCGGAAAGUGCAUUGCCUACGGAUAAUCGUCAAAACGUUUCUCCUCAAAACGAAUCGCAUAUAGUCUCAAUUCAGAUGCUCUCACCUUUAGGUAGCAGCAGAAAGAUUAAAAUUUCAAAAUUCUACGAAUAUUUCAAAGCAAGAGACCUAAAAUGGAAGCGUUUAAAAAUCAAGCAUGGAUGUAUCUGUACUACUUUAAUUAUUUUAUUGCUAUCCUUCUAUUUGCUUAGAUGGUAA
Molecule: messenger RNA, 873 nt
Organism: Schistocerca gregaria
Lineage: Eukaryota; Metazoa; Arthropoda; Insecta; Orthoptera; Acrididae
Product: zinc finger protein-like 1
Exons: 7
Coding region: 55-873 (272 amino acids)
Cellular component (GO): Golgi apparatus
Source: RefSeq, a predicted model, not a curated record